GCAAGACCAAUGAGCCCAUCAAAAUGAAAAAUAUCAUGUCCUUUUUUGUCAACUUCAGUUUUCCCUCUAUAAAUCUUAUGCUAUUUUCAGAAAAUAUGAAGUAGAAUUCUAUCACUUAGAAACACAAAUGGACAUCAUCUCAGGACAACCUCUAUUUCUCAUCUUCUGCUUUAUCUUAUCAUGUCUUCUUUUCUUCACCACCGCACGAUCUCGACGUAGCCCUUGUCAAUUGUCCAAGUCACCUCCGGGGCCUCCACGGUUACCCAUAAUUGGAAACAUUCAUCUGGUCGGAAAGAACCCACAUCACUCAUUCACGGACCUCUCAAAAACAUAUGGACCAGUCAUGAGUCUUAAGCUUGGAUGUUUAAACUCAGUGGUCAUAGCUUCACGAGACGCUGUGAGAGAAGUACUAAAAACACACGACCAAAUCUUGUCUGGACGGUACAUAAGUGAAGCGACCAAAUCCAACAAUCAUCAUGAAUUUUCCGUUGGCUGGAUUCAUCCAUCGUCAUCUCGUUUUAGGUAACUACUUAUUGAUUUUUCCUUUCCUAUGAUUAGUGGGAAGAAGUUAACUAGGAAAUCCAACUACUUCUCGUUUUAGUAACUAGGAAAUGCUAGAUCUUUGAUCAUGAUGAUGAUCUUCUUCGAAAUACUGGAUCUAGAUAAUAAUACUUGCAGUAGACCGACCAUACAUGCUUGGCCCUGACCUAAAAUCCAACAAGCUGGUGCAUUAGGUAACACCGUAACAAAAUAUAUUUUAAUUUUAAGUGCAAUUAAAUUUCAAAAUAGUCUUGUAGUACAGUGGUUUUUGUUUUACUUUUUGGCAAAAAGUGACGAGUUUAAGCGCUUUGGUUUUUUCUUUCUGUUAGUAUAUUGUGAUGUUACUGAGUUGUGUAGCUGUGACAGUUGGAACAUGGACACUCGGUCAGAAUCACAACAUAUGCAGUGACAGUUUAGAGAAACAUUCUAAGAUAGUAUUGAAGCUUGAAGAUCAUCAAAGUACAAUCUACAAAGGUGAGCUUGAGUUCUAAAACGCAGUAACAAAGGGGGAGAAUGAGAGUAUAUUUGUAACUGGUUGUUAGACUCAAGAUGAUGACACACAGCUCAAGAUAUGAGAUGAUACAGACUACACUGCAACAAGAACAUAUGUGUGAAACAGGGAUGAUACAGACCGUGAUACAACAGAGGACUUGGCACAGAAUGAAACAAGAGUUUAUGCAGACAGCAACAGAGAUAUUGAAAGAUCUAUGUGACGCUGGAGUAUCAACAGAAAGUAUCAGAGUUGUGUUCCACAGGUAGCAGCUGUGUACACAACAGGAGAACUGAACGUAGAAAGAAACAAGCUAAGAAUGAAGAUGACGUGGCGUGUUUCUAUUGGAGACGUGAUGUUUCCUUUAGUGGUGGCUCAGAUACUUUCGGAUCAAAGAAAAAAGAUUGCGAGAAUAUUUGGAGCUUAGGGUUUUGUCUUGAGUAUAUAUAGAUGACUGCCGUGACAAAAAGAGGUGGCGCGUCUAUGAUAUAGUUGAGAGAGAUGCACACAUGUGUGUGGCGUCGCCCCACCAAAUACAGAUGAUGAUCUGUUGGUGGUAUUCCUUUGGAAUCUGCAGCCCUUAGAGAAGACGGUGAUGCACCGGUGCUGCCGGGUGGUAGUCAAGACAUGCGUGGCUUGAUACUGUUUCCAAAGUCCAUCUAGAAAAGAGUGAAUGUUGAGGAAAUUGUCGGCUACUCAGCUGUUCUCACCGCAGUGUAUCCAGGCUACCAAAGCUCUGAGGAUGAAGAAGGUGCAGGAACUUGUCAACUUCCUGAGUGAAAGCUGUGAGAGAGAAGAAGCUGUUGAUAUUUCUCAUGUAUCCUUCGUCACAGCUCUCAAUAUCAUAUCGAAUAUUUUGUUCUCAGUCAAUCUCGGUAGCUACGAUUCAAAAAAUUCCAGUGCGUUUCAAGAGAUGGUGAUCGGUUACCAGGAAUCUAUCGGAAAUCCAGACCUUGCUAACUUCUUCCCAUUUAUGAGAUUUCUUGACUUGCAAGGUAACAGUAAGAAGAUGAGGGAGUCCUCAGGGAGAUUGCUUCAGGUAUUCAGAGAGUUUUAUGAUGCUCGGAUUGUGGAGAAAUCAUCGCGUUCAGUUGAGAAAGAUGUUUCGAGUAAAGACUUCCUGGAUGUGCUUAUCGAUCUCCAACAAGGAGAUGAAACUGAAAUCAACAUCGACGAGAUCGAACACCUACUUCUCGUAAGUCUUAGCUUAGUUCAUAACAUGAUCUAUAUUAGUUCACUGAUAUUAAUAUAUAAUAGACGUAUGUGUCAGGAUAUGUUUGUAGCAGGCACAGAUACAAACUCAAGUACCGUGGAAUGGGCAAUGGCAGAGUUACUUGGAAACCCUAAAACGAUGACAAAAGUUCAAGACGAGAUCAAUCAUGUGAUAGGGCAAAACGGUGACUUUCAAGAGUCUGAUAUCUCAAAACUGCCGUAUUUAAAAGCGGUCGUAAAAGAAACUUUCCGACUACACCCUGCUGCUCCAUUUCUCCUCCAAAGAAAAGCUGAAACCAACGUAGAGAUUCUUGGAUUCACUGUGCUUAAAGACUCUCAGGUUCUUGUGAACGUGUGGGCCAUAGGACGAGACCCACUUGUAUGGGAAAAUCCGACCCAUUUUGAGCCAGAGAGGUUUUUGGGGAAAGAGAUUGAUGUAAAAGGUACAGAUUAUGAGCUUACACCGUUUGGGGCUGGGCGUAGAAUUUGUCCGGGACUGCCUUUGGCUAUGAAAACAGUGCAUCUCAUGCUUGCUUCUCUUCUCUAUACCUUUGAAUGGAAGCUUCCAAACGGUGUCGGUUCAGAGGAUUUGGACAUGGAAGAGACCUUUGGUCUCACAGUGCACAAGACAAACCCGUUACUUGCCGUGCCUCUGAAGAAACGAGCCAUAAAUUAAUACUUCUUGUAUUGUUUGAAUUUGAUAAAAAUUAUAUUGAAGGGUCUGUUUUCUUUUGUAUUUUUCAAGCGUUUAUUAUUAAAUUACCAAAGAUUUCAA
Arabidopsis thaliana (thale cress) is the source of this 3017-nucleotide messenger RNA. It is a transcript of the gene CYP76C6, whose product is annotated as cytochrome P450, family 76, subfamily C, polypeptide 6. Gene Ontology annotation, molecular function: iron ion binding; monooxygenase activity; heme binding. Lineage: Eukaryota; Viridiplantae; Streptophyta; Magnoliopsida; Brassicales; Brassicaceae. The transcript is spliced from 2 exons. The record is from RefSeq and is marked reviewed. Bases 1704 to 2918 code for a protein of 404 amino acids.